Molecule: messenger RNA, 836 nt
Organism: Drosophila hydei
Lineage: Eukaryota; Metazoa; Arthropoda; Insecta; Diptera; Drosophilidae
Exons: 1
Coding region: 142-810 (222 amino acids)
Molecular function (GO): transmembrane monodehydroascorbate reductase activity
Source: RefSeq, a predicted model, not a curated record
UGUUCACAUAAUUUAAAAAUUUAAAUUUAAAAAGCUGUAGCUACGGACCAAAUUGAUCUAAAAUAACAGUUAAUAGUGAUCAGUGAUCAGUGAUCAGAUAGUGACAGAAGCGAAUCCCUAAUACCUUUAGAAUCCCGCGAAAUGACAGCAACAAAGAGCAACUCAGCUAAUGUACUCCAGCACAUCGAAGCAGGUCUCAAUGUGCUCAACCAGCUGUGCAUUGGGUUCGUGACAAUCUGGAUCUGCUGGAACUGCCUGCGAACUGGUCUAACUGGAAUCCGGCUGCACGUCUGGCUAGUGUCCUUUGGCUUCGUCUUUCUGAUGGCCGAGGGCAUGAUGUGCUUCUACGAUGGCAACUGGCUGACUCUGCGCUACACUCGCAAGCACAAGACAGCCAUCCAUGUGGUGCUCCAGAUACUCGGCGGCGGCAUGGGGGUAGCGGGCUGCCUCGUCCAGCUGAUACGUGACCAGUGGGCCAUUAGUGUAACCGUCCAUUCCAGAUUGGGAUUCGCAGCCUUCGUGCUAUGCCUGAUCUCGCUGCUCAGUGGACUAACAGCUGUGCUGGCCCGUAGCCUCUCAAAGGUUCUAUCGCCGCUGGCCAACAAGUCCUUCCACGUCCUGCUCAGUCUGGGCACAUUUGUGACUGCAAUGUUGGCUCAGUUCUAUGGCUACACGCAAACAGGAAUAUUCAAAGGCCAAGGCGAGGACUUCGUUAUCCUUAUGCAAGUCGUGACUCUCGUAGCAAUGGUCCUAACUUGCAUCGCACCGCUGAAGUCGCUAUAUCAGAAGGCUCUCAGUUUCGCCAGCUAAGGCAUAGGAGUUCUCUCGCGGAAAUG